Botrytis byssoidea is the source of this 552-nucleotide messenger RNA. RefSeq lists its product as uncharacterized. Bases 1 to 552 code for a protein of 183 amino acids. NCBI's taxonomy places the organism in Eukaryota, Fungi, Ascomycota, Leotiomycetes, Helotiales, Sclerotiniaceae. Gene Ontology annotation, cellular component: ribosome; cytosolic large ribosomal subunit. Gene Ontology annotation, molecular function: structural constituent of ribosome; RNA binding. The record is from RefSeq and is a predicted model, not a curated record. The transcript is spliced from 4 exons. Gene Ontology annotation, biological process: translation.
AUGGGUAUCGAUCUUGACAACCACCACGUGCGCAACACUCACCGUAAGACGCCAAAGAGUGACAAUGUCUACCUUAAGUUGUUGGUAAAGCUCUACCGCUUCUUGGCUCGCCGCACUGAAGCCUCCUUCAACAAGGUCGUUCUCCGCAGACUUUUUAUGUCCCGCAUCAACAGACCUCCCGUUUCCAUCUCCAGAAUCGCAUCCCAAACCAACAAGGAUGAAAAGAGAACCGUCGUCAUCAUCGGAACCGUCACUGAUGACAACCGUCUUUUGUCCGUCCCAAAGGUCAGCGUUGCUGCUCUCCGCUUCACCGCUACCGCCCGUGCCCGCAUUCUUGCUGCCGGUGGUGAGGCCUUGACCUUGGAUCAAUUGGCUCUCAGAUCCCCAACUGGAAGCAACACCGUUCUCCUCAGAGGACCAAAGAACUCCAGAGAGGCUGUCAAGCAUUUCGGUUUCGGACCCCACAAGCACAAGAAACCAUACGUCGAGUCCAAGGGACGCAAGUUCGAGAAGGCUCGUGGACGCAGAAGGUCCAGAGGUUUCAAGGUCUAA